Manis pentadactyla (Chinese pangolin) is the source of this 3378-nucleotide messenger RNA. It is a transcript of the gene FAM184B, whose product is annotated as family with sequence similarity 184 member B. NCBI's taxonomy places the organism in Eukaryota, Metazoa, Chordata, Mammalia, Pholidota, Manidae. The transcript is spliced from 18 exons. The record is from RefSeq and is a predicted model, not a curated record. The coding region runs from base 134 to 3337 and encodes 1067 amino acids.
CGGCGGUGCGGGCAGCGGGACUGCAGUGCCCCCUCUCCCGAGAAAGCCCGCACGCCCGCGCGCGCCCGCACGAGCACACCAUGGGCAGCGAGAACACGCGCGAGAGCCCUUGAGUGUCGGAUGCGUUUUAGCUAUGGCUUCUGCCCUCAACAGCAAAAUUCACACGCCGGGGUCUUGCCCGAGCUCCAAAGCUGAUGCCCGCGGUGGCGCCGACUGGAGAAUAGACUGCGAUCCCGAGAUGCACGUAAAAAUGUGCAAGAAGAUCGCCCAGCUCACCAAGGUGAUUUAUGCCCUGAACACCCGCCAGGAUGAGGCAGAGGCCAGCAUGGAGGCGCUGCGGGAGGUGCACCAGGAGGAGCUCCGGAACGCGGUGGCGGAGACCAAGGCCAGGCUCCUGCGGGAGCAGGGCGGCGCGGAGGAGGAGGAGGCCCUGCUCCAGCGCAUCCGGGCCCUGGAGAGCGCCCUGGAGCUGCAGAAGAGGCUGACGCAGGAGGCGCUGGCCCAGUCGGCCACGUGCAGGCUGGAGACCAAGGAGAAGGAGCUGAGGGCGGAGGCGGAGCACGCCGAGCGGGUCCUCACCCUCUCCAAGGAGAUGCUGGAGCUCAAGGCUGGCUACGAGAAGAGGCUCCGGCACCUGACGGGCUGCGAGGCAUCCCAGUGGGGCCGGCCGUGCCAGGAGAGCCCAGACCCGGGGGCAGAGCCCGGCCACAGCCCCGACAUGCGGGACGUCCUGCUGGAGGUGGAGCGGCUGCGAGGGGAGAACCAGCAGCUGAGCAAGGACUACGCCCGCAAGGCCGAGGAGCUGCAGGCCACCUACGAGCGGGAAAACGAGGCCAUCCGGCAGGCCAUGCAGCAGUCGGUGAGCGAGGCCCUGUGGCAGUGGCAGGAGAAGGAGACAGACCUCCGCAAGAACUUCCAGGUCCAGGAGUCGGCCCUGCAGGCCCAGGUCAGGAAGCUGGAAGGGGACCUGGAGCACAGAGGCCGGAAGAUAAGUGACCUGAAGAAGUACGCCCAGAAGCUGAAGGACAGGACUCAGGACCUGGAUGUGCAGCUCAGGGAAGCUCGACAGGAGAACUCAGAGUUGAAAAGCACUGCAAAAAAGCUUGGGGAGAAGCUGGCUGUUGCCAAAGAGAGACUGAUGCUGCAGGAGUGUCAUGGGACAGAGAAAACCGAUGACAUGAAGAUGGAGCUGGUUUCAGAGCAUGAAGUCCUAGGGAGAGCGAAUGAUGUGGAAGUCUGCAGUCUCCCUCCUCACCAGGGCCAGGCAUUGCCCAAGGAGUGUCCCUGCAUGAAAGGAGGCACAGAUACACAGACCAAGAAAGAGGCAAGUAUUGAGACAGAACAUGUGAAGCAACAAUACGAAGAAGACCUUCGUAAAAUCAAACAUCAGACAGAAGAGGAGAAGAAACAUCUCAAAGACCAGCUAGUGAAGCGGCUGGAAGACCUGAUCAAGAAACACACCAUGGAAAUCAAAUCUGUUCGCUCUUCGGUGGAGGCAGAAAGGAAGGAGCUGCAGGAGGAAGUAGAAGCACAGUUGGAAGAGGUGAAGAAGAAAUCAGAAACUGAAAUAAAGCAGCUGGAAGAACAGAAGGCAGCCCUAAAUGUGAAGCUUCAGAAUUCUCUGCUUGAGGUUUUAAGACUGGAAGAAUUUAUCCAACAGAAUAAGGUACAUCCCCAAAGAGAUGAGGAAAGUUCCCAGGAAUUGGACUGCCAUCGCUGCAGCAUUUUAGAAACCCAGGAUCCAUGCUUAAAGCUGAACGAACCUUCUCAGACCCUGACCAGAGGAGAGCUUCAAGAUAAGUCAGCGGUUGAAGACAGAACCAGCAGCGAUGAAGAAAGAAUUGAAGUCUCCCUCAAGGAAGGAGGUGACCUGCAACCUCCACUGGGCUCUUUGCUGAAGGAGAAGGCACCCCAAAUCCAGCAUCUGCAGGAGGAGUGGCGAAGCCAGAAGGCCAGGUUGCAAGCCCAGGUCUCGCAGAUGCAGCGGGCUCUGGAGCAGUGUGCCAGCAGCUACAGGGAGGACCUGCAGGAGCUCAAGCAGCUCUCCGACCACGAAAGGGAGAAGCUGCAGCGCGAGCUCCAGGAGGCCGCUCAGCAGAGCCAGGCCGUGAGAGCCCAGCUCGAGGCUUCCCAUCAGCGAGCCCUGCGCGUGCUCGAGAAGGCCAAAAACCAGGAACUCAAGGCCACAGAGGAGCGCUUGAAGAAGGAAUCCAGCCACAGCCUUCAGAUCCAGCACCAGGCACACCAGCUGGAGCUUCAGGCCUUGGAGGAGAAGGCCCAGCAAAAGCUCCAGGGGGAGCUGGAGAGGGUGCAGGCCCAGCAGGCUCUGCUGCUAGAUUCCCUCAGGCAGGAGCUGCUGGAGCAGCAGGCUGCCUGCUCUGAGCACCAGAAGGACUUGGAGGCACUGCAGGCUGAGCUGAGGGCUCCGGGCAGCGCGGGCAGGUGGCAGCCUACUGGCCAGGGCCCAGGGGACAGCGAGGACCAGGUCAUCACGGCAGAGGAGGGGGUCGGCCCGGGCCAGGCGGGCUCCCCGAAGGGCGGCGCUGACGGUCCCAGCGAGGGAUGCGGCCUCUGGGAGGAGAACGCGCAGCUCAAGGACGCGCUGCGGCGGCUGCGGGCCGAGGUGGAGCAGCACCGGCAGGAGGCGCUGCAGCUCCGCGACCAGCGCAGGCUGCUGGAGGCAGAUCAGCAAGCCCAGCAGGCCCAGGAGGUGGAGACACUACGCCAGGAACACCGGAAGGAGAUGCAGACCAUGGUGGCGGAUUUCAGCAGUGCUCAAGCCCAGCUCCAGGCCCGGCUGACUGCCUUGGAAACUGAACUGAAAGAUUCUGGAGAGAAGCCAGGGAAGGGGGCAUCCAAGCCGGAGGACAUUCAGCUCAUCGGCCGUCUGCAGACCCGCUUGAAGGAGAGAGAGGAGAUCAUCAGGCAGCUCACGGAGGAGAGAAGAUUUCACUAUGCAGCGUUCCCCAGUGCAGUGUCCCAUCGGAAUAGGUCCUUCUCCUUCAAUCCUCACCCAGGAUAUUUGACCCCUUCCAUGAAGCAGAAAAAGAUGAUGGAGGAAGUGCCCAACCGAGUGGUCAGUGUGCCAAACCUCGCCUCUUAUGCAAAGAAUUUUCUGAGUGGCGAUCUGAGCUCCCGGAUCAAUGCCCCUCCCAUUACAAAGUCACCCAGCUUGGACCCAAGCCCCAGCUGUGGCCGGCCUUACAAACCCACCCAGACUCUGAAUGUGAAAACCGCCACAAGGAUACAAGACCGUGAAACAGCCCAACCCAAAGAAGUCCAGCAGAAACAGGGCUCUGCCCACCAGGAAUGGUUUACCAAGUAUUUUUCUUUCUAAACAGAUUCUUGGGAUCCAUCAUGAAGACGACAUUUGAAAAA